Suillus bovinus is the source of this 1726-nucleotide messenger RNA. RefSeq names its product aldehyde dehydrogenase domain-containing protein. The transcript has 12 exons. The record is from RefSeq and is a predicted model, not a curated record. Gene Ontology annotation, molecular function: aldehyde dehydrogenase (NAD+) activity. The coding region runs from base 213 to 1715 and encodes 500 amino acids. NCBI's taxonomy places the organism in Eukaryota, Fungi, Basidiomycota, Agaricomycetes, Boletales, Suillaceae.
GUCCAACUGCCACGAGCGUCUGAGCUUGUUCAAUGAUUCACACUCCCGCCGAGUCUCUCUGUUCUAGGUAGUACUUAAUGUCAUAGUGUUCAUUCACACUCCCGGGCCCAGUCUCUCUGUUCGAACGCAUCAGAUGAAAUCAAUGAUGGUUGUAAUGAUGGCACUUCGCUCCCAUAUAUACACAACUUGAGAUAUACCAAUCCAUUAUCAUCAUGCCCUCUACAUUCACUCACGAGUUCAACGCACCCGCUUUCAAGGGAAAAGUUUCCUUCAGCACCGGUCUCUUUAUCAACGGCCAGUUCCUGGAUGGAUUGGAAAAUACCACCAUUGAUGUCAUCAAUCCAACAAAUGGAAAGGUAAUAACGUCAGUGUCCGAGGGUACCCCUAAGGAUGUCGACCUCGCUGUCGACGCUGCACAUAAAGCUUUCGACACUACCUGGGGUCUUCAUGCCCCCGGCGCUCAGCGUAGCGUUUUGAUGUCAAAGCUUGUUGCCCUCAUGGAGAAGAAUGCCGAUGAACUUGCCGCUCUGGAGGCAUUAGACAAUGGCAAGACCUUCAAUUGGGCAAGAAAUAUCGAUGUUGCCGGUUCCAUCGAUUGUAUUCGCUACUAUGCCGGUUGGGCUGAUAAGGUCACUGGUCAAGUACAAGAGACCACCGAGGACAAGCUCACCUACAGUCGCCACGAGCCCAUCGGUGUCGUUGGUCAAAUUAUCCCAUGGAAUUUCCCAUUGCUCAUGGUGGCUUGGAAACUUGGCCCUGCUCUUGCAUGCGGCAACACAGUCGUUCUAAAACCUUCAGAAUUCACACCCCUGACCGCCAUCCGAAUGUGCCAUCUUAUCAACGAGGCUGGUUUCCCGCCCGGAGUAGUCAACGUCCUCACUGGUUACGGAAACACUACCGGGAAUGCCAUCUCUUCGCACAUGAAGAUAGACAAGGUCGCCUUCACUGGCUCAACCCUUGUUGGUCGCAAGAUCAUGGAGGCUGCUGCUAGGAGCAACCUCAAGAACGUCACCCUCGAACUUGGUGGAAAGAGUCCAAACAUCAUCUUUGACGAUGCAGACAUCGAACAAGCUGUCAACUGGGCUGUAUUCGGUAUUUUUUGGAACCACGGUCAGACGUGUACCGCAGGUUCGCGAAUCUACGUGCAAGAAGGUAUCUAUGAUGAAUUCUUCAAACGCUUCAUGGAGAAAACUCGGUCGCUCAAGGUCGGCGACCCAUUUGACCCUGAGACUUUCCAGGGUCCUCAGGUCUCCGAGAUUCAAUUCAAUCGUAUCAUGUCUUACAUCGAGUCUGGAAAGGCGGCUGGUGCCAAGGUUGAGAUUGGUGGCGAGCGUCAUGGAAGCGAGGGUUACUUCAUCAAGCCCACCAUCUUCACCAAUGUCGACCCAUCGAUGAAGAUCGUCCAAGAGGAAAUUUUCGGUCCUGUUUGUGUCGUAAUCAAGUUCAAGGACGAGGAAGAUGUGAUUAAGCAGGCAAAUGACACGCUCUACGGUCUUGCCGCUGCUGUUUUCACCCCAAACCUGAAUCGUGCUAUUAACACCGCGCACAGACUCAAGGCUGGAACUGCGUGGAUUAACUGCGUGAACUCGUUUAACUCCAAUGUACCAUUCGGCGGUUUCAAGCAGAGCGGUAUCGGUCGUGAAUGUGGCGACUAUGCCCUAGCUAAUUACACUGCAGUGAAGGCUGUCCAUGUCAACCUCGGCCACAGGAUGUGAGCUGGAGGAAA